AUGCUUCUGCUGCCACAAAAUGGAAAACACAAUUUUCAUUGCAAUGUGAUUUUAGCUAUCUCAGUGGCAGGCUACCAACAAGAUGAAGGCUUUGGUGUAAGGACAUGGAAGUGGGUGGGUCAUCUCUGUCCUGAUAAAAAACCCUAUACAGAUAAAAGUAAAGAUAUGGAAGAAGAGGAACGGCGGAGGCGAGAAGCAAUUGCUGCAGCAACUUGUUUAACAGAAGCCCUCGUUGAUCAUCUAAAUGUGGGGGUGGCCCAGGCUUAUGUGAACCAAAGGAAGCUGGACCACGAGGUGAAGACACUGCAGAUCCAAGCUGCUCAGUUUGCCAAGCAAACAGGCCAGUGGAUCAGCAUGGUAGAAAACUUCAAUCAAGCUCUGAAGGAAAUUGGUGAUGUGGAGAACUGGGCACGGAGUAUCGAGAUGGACAUGCGGACCAUUGCCACCGCUCUGGAAUAUGUUUACAAAGGGCAGCUGCAGCCUUCCACUUCCUGAUCCAGAUGCCAGAUUCUAUUGGUCACCAGAAUUGCAUCUCUCAUGCUAUGUUGCCAACUGAAGGCAUGUCAUGGCAGAGUCCUUGCCUGCAACCUCUUCCUCUAGUUCAGUGACUAUUCUUCUGCAGCACUGAAUAAGCUUUCCCCCUCCUUCCCCGGCCCAUUUAGAUGGCAUAAGAGGCGCCAUUGGGUCUUUUGCUUUGGCUGAGUAUCCAUGGGCAGCUGGGAGGAACCAUGAAACACUGGCAUGGAAGUGCCCAUACCCACACGGACAGGAAAAGAAGCCAUGCUUUUUCCAUGCAAGCUGGAUCAGUCUGUGCUAUGAAGUUAGAAAGAAUGAAAUAAAAGCAGGUGGCUUAAUUACA
Thamnophis sirtalis is the source of this 859-nucleotide messenger RNA. NCBI's taxonomy places the organism in Eukaryota, Metazoa, Chordata, Lepidosauria, Squamata, Natricidae. The record is from RefSeq and is a predicted model, not a curated record.